Messenger RNA from Carassius auratus (goldfish), 7792 nucleotides. It is a transcript of the gene igsf10, whose product is annotated as immunoglobulin superfamily, member 10. The coding region runs from base 312 to 7604 and encodes 2430 amino acids. Lineage: Eukaryota; Metazoa; Chordata; Actinopteri; Cypriniformes; Cyprinidae. The record is from RefSeq and is a predicted model, not a curated record. The transcript is spliced from 7 exons. Gene Ontology annotation, molecular function: protein binding.
GAGAGUAGGCUCGUAACCGGACCGCGCGAGAUCGAGGAGGAGGACUCGGUCUCAUUUAACCAUCAGCCGACACGCGCUCCUAAAUCAGACUUCAGCGACUUAAUGUAAUACAGUGUACAUCGACAAAGUGAAAGAAACGACUCUUCCUCACCGGCAUUCUUUGGAUUAUUCAUUCAUCAUGUGGAAGUGUUUCGCGUGCAUUUUUAUCUAAAUAAUUCUCCUGUGUAUUAGAAAGCUAAUGAUUAAUGGCAACUUAAGCCCUUUAAAAGAGAGUGAGAGAAAGAGAGAAGAAACAGUCCUCCUUUUUCAGAAUGUGUGGACCGACAGCAGAGUCAUGUCUGUUGUGGAGAUUCAUGGGGCUACUGUGUGUUUUGGCCAAUAUUACACACAGAAGCAGCAGCUGCCCCUCAUCAUGUGCAUGCUACGCUCCGUCAGAAGUUCACUGCACAUUCAGAUACCUGAGUGAAAUACCCAGGGACAUUCAGCCAGCUGUUGAAAGAAUUAACCUGGGGUACAACAGUUUAUCAACUCUUAAAGUGAAUGACCUCUCUGGACUAAAAAACCUGGAGCUGUUAAUGCUGCACAGUAAUAUUAUCAAGGCUGUUGAGGACGGCUCGUUCCAUGAUCUCACAUCUCUGCAGAUUCUGAAAAUGAGUUAUAACAGAAUUGAGAAGCUCAACAAGGACACAUUCAAAGGCCUGGACAAUCUUGUACGUCUUCAUAUGGACCAUAAUCACAUUACCUUCAUCCACCCAGAGAGUUUUUAUGGAUUAAGAAUGCUGCAGUUGAUCAACCUAGAGGGAAACCUGCUCCAACAGCUUCAUCCAGACACUUUUAUAUCACUGCGGUUCAGCCAGAUUUUGAAAUGGUCAUCUCUCAAGACUAUUUACUUGUCAGACAAUGCUUUAACCACAUUGCCUGCAACCAUAUUUUCUGGCUGCAACAAGAUAGAGAAUCUCUUCCUUAGUGGAAACCCCUGGUCAUGUGAUUGUCGGAUGGGUUGGCUUGAACAAUGGCUAGAAAAACACCCUGGUGUUCUAAAAUGCAAAAGAGACAGGAAGUUUCUCAAAGAACAGUGUCCCAUAUGUGAAUUCCCAGUUACCCUGAAAGGCAGCAGCAUUGUGCAUUUGCAAAGAGGUCGCUACACAUGCAGCAGACCUUGGAUUCAUCCUCACUUGAAACAGAACAAUUUUACCUUGGAUGAUGGUGGCUAUACCUUAGUGUCUCCUAAAGAUUUUGUUGAACCCAUUGGCAUGUUGGAAAUGAACAUCACAGAUCAAUUCCACAACAAUGCCUGGAUAGCAUGUGUUGUGCAGCGACCUACAGGAAUGGAAAACUUAACUGCAAACUUUGGACCAAAUGGAAAAUAUUUAACUGGCCUUAGUGCGAUAAUUUCUACAUCGUUGGUCUGCAACAUUGAUUACGAUAAUAUACGCCAGAUUUGGAAUAUUUUGGCUAUGUAUAGCGAGUCCCCGAUGAGACUUGAGCGAGAAGAACUACUUUCUCUGCAACCAGGCACAGUUUACACAUACAAGCAAGUAGCAUCAACGGAAGAUGAUAUUUUUACAGAAAUUAAAGCAAAAAUGAAAGCCAAUCAUGAAUGGUUAAUGCAAAGUACAGUCCUACUACAGCUGGACCGCAUCACAACAACAUUUCCAAACCUUACUAUCAAGUAUUUAUCCAAUGUUCAAAUAGAUGUUGACAUCAGCAAGGAAAGAGGAGACCAGUAUGGUUGGGCAAUGAUUAGAACAGACAAUGAGACCAAGACUGAACACUCAGUCCUUGCUGGUGGAGUGAUUGAAUUGAACUGCCAGACCUUUGGGGAUCCUAAACCCAUUAUAGAGUGGACUCUUCCAGAUGGAAGUAAGUUACGUGCACCUUACAACAGUGAGGAUCAAAGGGUCAAAGUUGCUUAUGAUGGAAGGCUUACUUUAAAAUCUGUUGAAAUCUCAGACACAGGUGUCUAUCACUGCAUUACAACUAACUCCCUGGAUGCAGAUGUUCUUGCAUUCAGAGUCACUGUGCUUCCACAGAAUAUUGAAGAACAAGAGAUUAAUGGGAUCCGAAUCUCUCGUACCCUUGGUCAGAACCUGCGACUAGAUUGUACAUCUGCCAGCAGUCCAAAGGCUUCUGUUCAGUGGAUACUUCCUGACCACACAAUUUUAGACAAGUCAUAUGGCAACAGAAAGCUCUACAGAAAUGGCACUUUGGUAAUACAUGGACUGACAUCCAGCGACAAAGGAUUUUACAGAUGCUUAGUUGGAAAUUUUCUGGGAGCAGAUUUGCUAGCUUCUCAUGUAACUGUUCAUGGUGAUUUGUCAAACAGCACAGAGCCAAAGGAAUCUGGAGAUCAUGUUGUACAAAUUAUAGAUGAUAGCCAGAAACUUGGAAGCAGGUAUCUCUCUCGCAGGGUUAGUGAGGAGUCAAGAAGAAUUACCUCAGGGAGACCAUACACUUUGCUACAGUCCAGAUUUCAUAAAGUUCCCACUGGCAGAAGAGGAAAUAGAAGGAACUCGGGAAGAGUCUUUAAUAAAAAGUACCUAAAAGAAGAUGCCACUUUUAUCGAUAUGUCUCAAAUGAAAGGAGCAAAUAAAAAGACAAUGAGUUUAGAGGUGUCUAAAACAUUAUCUGAUGACAAUGAUGCAACCUCAGGGGAUGGUAUAUCUGAAGAUGAAUUUAUUGUAAUGACAACUAGUCAAACACUUGAGCAUAGCACCAUUAAAAUCACAGAUGUUAAAAUCCCAGAGACUUACAAAGCAGGCCACAGUAGUGGCAUGUUAAGAGCAAAUGAGAAAACGAAUUUGGUUACAACAACAUCACAUUCUCACACUCAGACACCUGUUACCCCAAUAAUUGCCACUUCUACUUUGAGUAAUUAUGGGACAACCCUGAAUACAACCAAGUCAGAUUACGUAUUAAGUCAAAGUGUUGUUAAAACCCACAUAUAUGAGAAAACAACAAACAGACCUUCAGAAGCUGCAGAACUUCUCUUCUCUGGGGAUUCAGAAGAUAUUACUACUGCAACAACACCACUUUACAACUCCCAGGGCCCAAAUGUCACUUCCUUGGAACCUAAGAGUCAGGCCAUAUUCACAGCAGUCACCACAACCAAGGAAGAUCACUCAAAGAUCACAUUUCAAACCACUCAAAGAAUCAAGUCAGAGCUCCUCCCUGGGUCCACCAUCAUCUCCAAACACCAAAUACAAAUUGUUCCCUCCACAAAGAUGCGAUCAGGAAAGAAAGGUAACUUUCAUGGAAGACGUAGGAUCAUUCGGCCCAGCAAAAUUACAGACAUGCAAUCAUUACUCAAUAAAUUCAAACACCUUUCUAUAAACAAGGAAGGCAAUCUCACAUUUUCACACACUGUGGACAAAAUCACAAUAUGUGGCGAUGGGAAAAGAGUUACAUCUAGAGUGUCUACAGAUAAAUGCAAAACAGUGGAUCAAAGCCCAGUCAACCAUACAGCUAGGUUUCACAUGUCAUCUUCGUCUUUGACAGUAACAGAAAAACCUGUCAUGACAACUCGUUUAUCAGACUCUGAAAAGAUUUACUCUGUUACUGAUUCACAAAUGUCAGUAACUAUUGUGCCCACCAUUUCUGAGGAUUCAAGUGAUUCUAAAGAUUAUUUCAAUUCAGUGGAAAAAGAACUAACUUUCACAACCACAUCCACAAUGACAAUGUCUUCUAAAAUCACAGAGGAUAAGAUUCAGUGGCAUAGAAAGUUUAGAAACAAGGGGGAAAUUAAAGAAACCCUUAGCAAGCAUCAAGCAUCAAACUCAUUUACACUUCCCACUAAUAAAGAACAGAGGACCUCAGCAUCCACAGAAAAACCUUACAAGGCAACAACAACAACAACAACAACAGUACCUACUACAGAACUUAAUCAUACACAUAUGAUCGUCUCUCCUCCAAUGACAAGAACAAAUUACAAUAGUCCAGAGACAUCAUUUGAAGACUCAUCAGGUUCUUUCUCCUUUAUAGAAACAAAUUUCUCAGGCAAUGUCAUAACCCCAUCUACAACCGCUGAGUUUUUCAGCUUUCCAGCCUUACGUGAGCUGUCCACAACCACAGAGCCAAUGGGAGUUUCUCAAACUCUAGCAGCCCCACCAACAAUGCAAACUAAACUAAAGCAAGACACUGUUCGCAAUAAGUUCUCAGGUAAUCAAAAUGGAUUGUGGCGAAAGCAAAAGCCUGGUUAUCACAGACGAGGCUCCAGAAGGAGAAGGCCCAUUAAAAAAUCAACCACAAAAUCCCCAGUUAUCACAGUGGCUAAGAAUGCCAACACACCAGCCACCACCAAAUCCACAACUACAACUUCACAAACUAAGCACAGUGGUGCAAUAUUAAGGUCUUUGCAUACACCCCUUGAAGAACCAGAGAGGUCUCCUUUACCUGAGAGUACUGGUUCAGGUGAGGAAUGGAGGGACUCUAAUAUGUCUUCUACCACCAGUUUCGCAGAGGUCAUUACUUUGACCACUAAACCAACUACAGCCUCUGAUAAACCUCAGAGUAGUACAGUUACCUCAGACACAAUGACUAGUUCAACUACAUAUAUGUUCACUCCAUUUCCAUAUGGUAGUAGUACUGUCAAUCAGAAUACAUUCGAUCACUCUACAAGGUAUGACACCUCAUCUUUGAUUGACUAUUCUAUUACCUUCAAGCCAAGGAUUAAUGGUGGAAAAGCUGCCAGUUUUACUGUUCUGUCAAACUCUGAUGCUUUCCUCCCCUGUGAGGCCACUGGCAACCCUGAGCCCAUCAUCAGCUGGAACCGAUUCUCAUCUACUACAGGUAAUAUGUUGACAAUUAAAGGUAAAGUGGGUAAAUUUGAGGUUCUGAAGAAUGGAACAUUGUUCGUCCAAAAAGCAAACAUUAAAGACCAAGGACAGUACAUUUGUUUUGCCCAGAACGAGUAUGGCUCUGACAAGCUUGUGGUAACAUUGUCAGUUGUAGCCUAUCCCACCCGGAUACUGGAGAAAAAGAUGAGAGAUAUCAAGGUUCUUGCUGGGAAAACCGUGCAUUUGGAAUGCAGAACAGAGGGCAGACCAGUGCCAAUUGUGUCAUGGAUUCUACCUAAUCACACUGAAGUUAAAGGUUCUAUCACUGAGCCUGGCAGAGUAACAGUAACCACCAUGGGGAAACUAACCAUUCAAGAGGUGUCCGUUUUAGAUCGUGGACAUUAUAAGUGUAUUGCAAGUAAUCCAGCUGGUGCUGAUACAGCCACUGUUCGUCUACAGGUGUUAGCAGCACCACCUGCAAUACUGGAAGAAAAAAAGCAGCUGGUGAGGGCUAAUAUUGGUCAGAAUCUCUUUUUGGCAUGCAGCACUAAUGGUGACCCACAACCCACAACACACUGGGUCUUACAUAAUGGUACAAUAGUACACCCUCUAACUUACUCACACACUAAAGUUUCUGUUUUUGGAAAUGGUACACUUUACCUGAGGGAUAUACAAAUAGCUGAAAGUGGAAAAUAUGAGUGUAUUGCAACAAGCUCUACAGGAUCAGAACGGCGUGUUGUUACUCUGUCUGUGAAGAGGACAGAAACUGCCCCUCAGAUCACCAAGACAUCACAACAAAGAACAGAUGUAAUAUAUGGUGGCCGCCUUCAUUUGAACUGCUCUGCAGUUGGGGACCCAAAACCUCAGAUUAUUUGGAGGCUUCCUUCCAAGGCACUAGUAGACCAGUCACAAAGAAUGGGCAGCCGUAUCAAAGUCCUGGAAAAUGGUACCCUCAUCAUUGAAUCAGUCAAUGAAAAAGAUGCUGGGGACUUCCUCUGUGUUGCACGCAACAAAGUUGGGGAUGAUGUACAACUAUUAAGAGUGUCAGUAUCUAUGAAACCAGCUCGGAUUGAACCAAAUGUCUUUAGCAGGAAGCAAGUGCUUUACGGCAAUGACCUAAAAGUGGACUGUGUGGCUGCUGGUGUCCCCAUGCCAGAGAUAUCUUGGGGACUUCCUGAUGGUACCUUGGUGAAUAGCGCCCUGCAAGCAGAUGGAACAGAAGGCGAUCAGUUCAAACGGUACACAUUGUUUGAUAAUGGAACACUGUUCCUGAAUGAAGUGGGUUCUGAUGAAGAAGGUGAUUACACAUGUUAUGCUGAAAACAAACUGGGUAAGGACAAGAUGCAUGUUCACAUAAGUGUGGUAACUGCAGUGCCUCGCAUUCAGCACACAAAUCUCUCCUAUGCCAAAGUGAAGCCCAGUGGAAACAUUCGCUUUGACUGUAAGGCUAUAGGUGAGCCUAAGCCAAAGGUCUUUUGGAUGCUUCCGUCCAAAGACAUGAUUGCUGCAUCUAAUGAGCGUUAUUUAGUGCAUGCUAAUGGUUCCCUUGAUAUACGAAAUGUUAAAUUAGCUGAUGCUGGGGAGUAUGUCUGCAUGGCUCGUAAUGCUGCAGGGGAGGAGAAUAAAGUAUAUAAACUAGACAUUGAUGGGAACCCACCCAUCAUCAAUGGCUUCAAUCAAAACAGAACUGUGAUAAAAGAUACAGCAGUCAAAUAUACUAGAAAGCUAAUAGACUGUAAAGCUGAAGGGUAUCCAGUUCCAAAGAUCACAUGGAUCAUGCCUGACAAUAUAUUUCUUACCGCACCCUAUUACGGAAGCAGGAUUAAUGUCCAUAGCAAUGGUACACUAGAGAUCCGUAAUGUUAGGCCAUCAGAUUCAGCAGAAUUUAUUUGUAUGGCUCAGAAUGAUGGAGGUGAGGCGGUUAUGUUGGUUCAACUAGAAGUGACAGACACGCUUAGGAGGCCUAUUUUUAACAACCCUUUUAAUGAGAGAGUGGUGACUCGGGUAGGGAAAACUGCAGUGUUAAACUGUUCUGCUGAUGGGCAACCAAUGCCUGAGAUCACAUGGACACUCCCCAAUCGAUCUCGGUUCAGUGGAACACCUGGGUUCAAGGCCUCAAGAUAUCAUCUGGGUACGGACGGCACAUUUGUUAUUUAUAACAGCAGCAUAGAGGACACUGGUAAAUACCGUUGUGGUGCAAAAAACAAAGUGGGCUAUAUUGAGAAGCUGGUCAUUUUUGAGGUGAUUCAUAAGCCUUAUAUUCUAACACGGCCAAAGGGGAUUAUCCGAGUGAUUUCUGGACAGUCCCUCUUCCUACAUUGCUUGACAGAUGGAAUCCAGCCCAGGAUUUCUUGGACCACGCCAGGAGGUUUUGUGCUUGCACGUCCACAGAAAAGUGGACGUUACCAUUUGAUGGACAAUGGGACACUUGUUGUACAUGAGACGAUCAUACAUGAUCGUGGCAAUUACAUGUGCCGAGCAAAGAAUGAUGCUGGUGAGGCGGUUCUUUCUGUGCCUGUCGUAAUUGUUGCAUAUCCACCCCAGAUCACUAAUGGGCCACCACCAACUGUGAGAGGAGUGGCUGGAGUUUCUGUUUAUCUUCAAUGUGUUGCUAAUGGAGUGCCUACACCAGAGAUAACCUGGGAGCUACCAGAUCGAUCUAUUCUUUCUGCAACUGGAAAGGAACGAUCUCUGGGCAGUGAGCUUCUCCACGCACAAGGAACUCUUAUAAUACGAAACCCCACAGGAGCGCAUUCUGGAAAUUACAAGUGUAUAGCCUUUAAUUACCUGGGCAGAGAUACCAGAACAACAUAUAUGACAGUAAUAUAACAUUGGUCAAGACUUCAUGACCACUGGGAAUAUUCAAAAGGCAAGCUUAAAAAAAAAAAAAAAAACUUGGGUAGCACUUUAUAUGAAGACUGUAUUUAUAACGCAUUAAAAGGAUAUCCUUAAGGCAUUAUAAUGAAUGGAUAAUGCAUUAUAAAAAAAUUAUAAUGUGUUAUAUCAACUCAUGAAUA